Messenger RNA from Phlebotomus argentipes, 2226 nucleotides. It is a transcript of the gene Elovl7, whose product is annotated as elongation of very long chain fatty acids protein 7. Gene Ontology annotation, biological process: fatty acid elongation, polyunsaturated fatty acid; fatty acid elongation, saturated fatty acid; very long-chain fatty acid biosynthetic process. NCBI's taxonomy places the organism in Eukaryota, Metazoa, Arthropoda, Insecta, Diptera, Psychodidae. The transcript is spliced from 6 exons. Bases 617 to 1594 code for a protein of 325 amino acids. Gene Ontology annotation, cellular component: endoplasmic reticulum membrane. The record is from RefSeq and is a predicted model, not a curated record. Gene Ontology annotation, molecular function: fatty acid elongase activity.
GGUACCGACCGCGACACAGUGCGGACGCAUUUUUUCUCGCCUCUCCCCCGCAGCCAAGUGGAAAGAGAUCUACUGAAAAGAAAAGUGAUAGUUGUUGGCAUCACCCAAAGUGAUCUUGACAAGAGUGCAGACUAAGUGUUAAUUGCUGGGUGUUGAAUAAGAGGACAAUCAAUCGUUAUGAUCGCUGCAAUUAAACAAUAGGACUGUAUAUCGAGUUCUCUCCAAGUCACUAACUAGAGAUAUAAGAUCGAAGCUAUCGAUCCAGUGGAAAUAUACGGUAUGACGAUUAUCCACUGAGGGAGUGUGAAUGGAAAUAUUCCUGGGUGAUUUUACGUUGAUUCACGUCACUCCAGCUGACUUGUAAUUGAUCGUAUUUGAGGACGAUACACACUUUACAGUAAAGACUCUGGGCGAGAGAGAACGAGUGCCAGAGAGGGAAAAGCAAAUUCCUGGCAAGCCACACAAAUAUUUGAUUACAAGUGCAAGAAAAGCGGACACCAGGGCAGUGCCUGUGUCACAGAUUGCAACACAAUAUCGAAGACCCCAGGACGGUUUUCAGCAGCACAGUGCCACCUUGUUGACCAGUCGAUACCAAAAUUUAAUAAAUUAAAUAAAGAUGUCAUUUCUACAAUCAAUCUACGAUGGAUACAGAGAUCUCAUGGACAAUAAAUCUGAUCCACGCACCAAAGACUGGCCCCUCAUGAGCUCUCCAUUUCCCACAAUUGCAAUCAGCCUCUCCUAUGCAUAUUUCGUUAAGGUUCUGGGUCCACGGCUGAUGGAGAACAGAAAACCCUUCCAGCUGCGCACGGUCCUCAUUGCCUACAAUGCCAUUCAGGUGCUCUUCAGCACGUGGCUCUUCUACGAGGCCUGCAUGGCCGGAUGGCUCACCGGCUACAGCUACAGAUGUCAGCCGGUGGACUACACCCGCAGCCCGAACGCUCUCAGGAUGGCCAACGGGUGCUGGUGGUACUACUUCUCAAAGUUCACCGAAUUCUUUGACACUCUGUUCUUUGUGAUGCGCAAACGAUACGAUCAAGUGUCUACACUUCACGUGAUUCACCACGGAAUAAUGCCAGUAUCUGUCUGGUGGGGCGUUAAAUUCACUCCAGGUGGUCACAGCUCCUUCUUCGGCUUCCUCAAUACUUUUGUCCACAUCGUCAUGUACACGUAUUACAUGCUGGCCGCCAUGGGGCCAAAAGUGCAAAAGUAUCUGUGGUGGAAGAAGUACUUGACUGUUCUGCAGAUGAUUCAAUUCAUCUUGGUGAUGAUUCACGCCUUCCAGCUGCUCUUCAAGAAUGAUUGCAACUACCCGAUCGCCUUCGCUUACUUCAUUGGCGCUCACGCCGUGAUGUUCUACUUCCUGUUUUCUGGAUUCUACAAGCAGGCCUACACCAAGAAGCGGAAGGAUGCCGAAGAGAAGCGCCUGAUUGCUGAGAAGAAGGAAAUCAACGAGAAUGGCACGCACAAAUCGCUGAAUGGAAAGACUCAAAUGUAUGAAAAUCCAGGAACUGUGGAGGAUAGCUACUCAACAACAAGGCAGAGAGUCUUUGUGGGGUCCAACAAUUGGAUCUGCCAGCCGGUCAAUGUGAACUAACAGGGACGAGGGAAAAACCACCAGAAUUUCCAUCGAGAAGUGAGAGAGAGACUAAAGAGUAGAGAGAGAAUUAUUUGUAUACUUUCGACGGGAUAUCGUGCAUCCCGCGGCUUUAGAUAAGGCAAAAUAUUCUUCAAGCUAGGGACAAAGUUGUUUGUAUACAAGCGACAUUAAUCUUAUCUCUUCCCCUUUCCCCUUCUGGAGCGUUAAAGAAAUACUUUGUGUAGAAUUUCUUCAGUGUAGAUUUUUUUUAUGGACAUUUUUCACCUUGGACGAGAGUCUCUGUGACUUUCCUCCACUUCGUGCAGGCAAAAUUGCAAGGAGAAAUCAUGUAAUGAUAUAAUUCCAUGGAAGGUAUAUGUUAUGACCUAUUUUAUGUGUGUGCAUGUACAAAAAUAUUGUGGGUUUAAAAUAAAUUUUAUACGAAUUUUUCUAAAGAUACCCAGACAGACUUUGCAGUGGAGACGCCUGGUGAGCUUUCUCACUCUUCUCGCAGGCGAAACUGGAUGAGCACGAUGAAGUACAUGACACAGGCGGAGAUGAUGGUGAAGAAGAAUGCGAGGCGCAGCGAGAAGAAGUUCUUGGCUGUGAUGUCCAGUUCUCGCAGGUGGAUCACAUGAAGGGCGAAAUUG